This is a messenger RNA of Physcomitrium patens, 2032 nucleotides long. NCBI's taxonomy places the organism in Eukaryota, Viridiplantae, Streptophyta, Bryopsida, Funariales, Funariaceae. The record is from RefSeq and is a predicted model, not a curated record.
AUAGUGCCUCAAAGCUGGGUUCUCAUUCCUGGGAACAAGGGAACAUCACCCUUCCAAACCCCUACUUCCCCUCUUUCCAUUCAAAUAUAUCACAAGCCCUCGGUGAGUUUUAAAGCAAGGCCUGCCUCAGUUUUAGGGUUUCGAUUUCCUCCCUGGAUCGUGCCGAUCCAUGGCACUGUGAAGGGGUCCUUGUGAAUCCUGAGCUGCACUGAUGUCAGCCAGUUUUGCGGUGAAGAGCCUACGUCGUCGUUGGCUGAGAGGUGGAUUGCGGUCUUGGUACUGAGUACAGAUUCAAGCGCAAAGUAAUCGUCCUCUGCGGCCCUGCCUUGAUGUGGGUUGUUUUCUGGAAAUGCACUCAGAAGACGGUGUGACAAACAGAUCAGACCCCAGGGUUUGUUGUCGUCUCUUUCCAGGGGACUGUAAUUGAGGGGAAAGAUUGAGCCAUGAGUACCCCAGGCGCGGCGCCACGGAGCGCAUCUAGAGGUGGGAAGUCACAAUCUCUAUUCUACAGAGAUUUAUCAGCGUCUCCAAUCACUAGAGCGCCAGCAUCUCGCAGAGAGCUUGGAACGCCAGGGCAAGCUGCUGCUGCAGCAGCACUAUGGCGCGAGAACAUCGGGGGAGUCGAUCCACCUCCUCCCAUGUUCACCUUGGAAGAUCGAAUUGAGAGACCUGUGGAUGCUGCAUCCGUGGCCGACCAAACAUACCGUAAUACAGAUUCUAACAAGUACAUGGACGGAAAGUCUCCUGUUAGGACCCCGUUGAGCAAUAGCCCAGGAGGCUUUAAUAACUACAAUUACCCUGACCCAAUCAUGAGUAAUUCUAUUUUUUCUGCAUCUCCCCCAACUCCCCCCCAAAAUCAAUCAGCGGGAAGUCCAAUCUGGUGGUCAUCUUCGAAGGAUCGUAGCAUGCAUGAUGGCAUUUCAGGAAGGGCUGGAGAUAAAGACGGAGGAAGUCCUGUGUCCGGAGUUGUGCAACCACAGCAACAGCAACCUGGAGGCUUACUUGCUUUAGAGCCUCCUCGAGAUAUUGUCCGGCCCAAGGUCCAGCGCUUUAGAGGUGCCACUGAUGUUGUGGAAGGUGAUGAGUGGGUAACAAUUUUCGGAUUUGGCGCAGAAGAAACAAAUACAGUCAUGCGUGAGUUCGAGAAAUGUGGCCCCAUCGUGGAUUAUGUCUCUGGACCUGGUGGAGCUAAUUGGGCACACAUUAAAUAUCAGAAUCGAUAUGAUGCUAAGAAGGCGCUCCUUAAGGAUGGAACGCUGCUAAAUGGAUCUCUUAUCGUUGGUGUCAAGCCCUUGGACCCAGCACAACUACAGGUACUAACUGAUAAACGAGAACACCCAGCGUCCAUGACUCUUCCCCCUCGAUCAACUAGUUGGGGAGCAGCUAAUGCCAGCGGGCAUGUGUCACAGCGUCCCUAUUAUGUGCAGCGUACAGAAAGUGGAAACCGAUCUGCUGGUGUGCUUGCUACACCAGCCAAAUCCACCGUCUCUAAAUUUGUGGAUUUUGUAUUUGGUAUGUGACAAAAAGCUUUGUUUACGUGGAAGGUACGAGUGGAUGAAAUUACAUACCAGUGUAGGACAGAUCAGUAUGAUGUGAAGGUUAUCUGUUCACGUGUCUGAGUAUCAAAGGCGAAGUUUGCUUUUGUCGGCAUUGCCCUUCAGCCUGCUAUUUACGAGAGCUAAUUUAGAUAACAAAAAAAAACAAAAAAACAAAACGACAACAACAACAACGACAACGACAACAAAAUUAGGAAUUCAUGUAUUCUAUUAGUUUGUGUCUUCCAUUGCGGAGUCUACAUAACAUUAAGUGGCCUUAGGCACAUUGAGCCUAUUACUUGGAAAAGAGCUCCUCAAACAGGAUAAAUCCACAAGUGGGUGCUCUUUUCAAUGAUUAAAUCUGCAAUCACAGAAUGUUACUGGAAAUGUAGUAGAGCAGUCCCAAAGAAAAAACUCCGAGUUCUUUCAUUGGGGCAUAUCAUGUUGUGAAAAUGCAUGCUUCUAUUAUGGGUAAUCAGGUCUGUUCCUUCCCUGUU